Molecule: messenger RNA, 3581 nt
Organism: Myripristis murdjan (pinecone soldierfish)
Lineage: Eukaryota; Metazoa; Chordata; Actinopteri; Holocentriformes; Holocentridae
Gene: rab9b
Product: RAB9B, member RAS oncogene family
Exons: 2
Coding region: 197-805 (202 amino acids)
Biological process (GO): retrograde transport, endosome to Golgi; Rab protein signal transduction
Cellular component (GO): lysosome; phagocytic vesicle; late endosome
Molecular function (GO): GTP binding; GTPase activity
Source: RefSeq, a predicted model, not a curated record
UGGGCUGCGCGGACGUGCGGAGUUCCUCGGCGGGCACGCGCACGGCAGUCAAUCUCAGAUGCGGGGGAGCUGGGCAAGCCACGCAACACCAAUAAUUUGGUUAAAUUGACCCUGGUCUGCCACCUGGUGUGGAGGCCUGGUCCUGGUGGCCUGCCGUAACCCAGUGAGGAAGCCUGGCUGGGUGGGAGGAAGCGUGAUGAGUGGGAAGAGUCUGCUGCUUAAGGUGAUCCUGCUGGGGGAUGGCGGAGUGGGCAAGUCCUCCCUGAUGAACCGCUACGUCACAGACCGCUUCGAUUCCCAGUCCUUCCACACCAUUGGCGUGGAGUUCCUCAACCGGGACCUGGAGGUGGACGGGCGCCUGGUCACCCUUCAGAUCUGGGACACGGCCGGCCAGGAGCGCUUCAAAUCCCUGCGCACGCCCUUCUACCGUGGUGCGGACUGCUGCCUCCUCACCUUCGCUGUGGACGACCUGCAGAGCUUCCAGAACCUGGGCUGCUGGAAGAAGGAGUUCAUGUACUACUCGGACAUUAAAGACCCUGAACGGUUCCCUUUCGUGGUGCUGGGAAAUAAGGUGGACAAGGAGCAAAGGGAGGUGGGGGAGGAUGAGGCGCGGGCCUGGUGUGAGGAGAACGGCUGCUGCCCCUACUUUGAGACCAGUGCUAAGGAUGACACUAAUGUCACGGCUGCGUUCGAGGCGGCUGUCAGGGAGGUUCUUGCUGCCGAGGACCAGAUCGACCAUGCCCUGUUGAGCAGCACAAUCGAUCUCCAUGGCAACCGCAAAACCUCCCGCUCCUCUUGCUGCUGAUUGGUUUGAUGUGAAUCCACCCCUGUUUAAUGUCUCUGGCUCAGACUUGCCUGUAGCAGUUUUGAGAGCCAGUGAGGUUUUGUCUAUGGUACUUGUAGGUACAAGCUACUGAGUACAGUAUCCCUAAAGAUGAUGUGGUGAAGAUACAGCUGCUGUAAUGAGUGCUGUGUCACAGGUUCAGCUGGAAUUCAAAUGGUUGGCCGAUGGCUCCAACCAAGGUACAUUGUAAUAGGCACACUCAGUAUUUAUAGUCAUCUGCUUUCAGCAGUGUUGCACAAAAAAAGAUCCCUUUAUCCCUUUCACCCAGCUUAAGCUUUGUUUGCCUGUGCAGGGUUUUUUAUUUUUCUUCUUCUUAUUCUUCUUCUUUUUUUUUCAAAUAUCCCUCUAUAGUAAUUGUUUUAAUUUGUCCCAUAUUAAUCCAGCAGACUAAAGCAUAUUGUCCAUGGUGCUCCACCCACUCUCCAAGAACAGUCUGCCUGUGGCACAGCAACAUAGUCAUCAUACUGUAACUGCAACUCUCUGUAUGCUGAUUUUCUUGGGUUUCAGGGGUACUAUGAAUGCAGCAUUGCUCUAUUACAUCGUCAGAUGUCAGCAGUGGAUGCAUAGCUAACAGAGUACAUGAAUGCUGGUAGUCUCUGUAUGUGAUGCUGUUCCUGAUUCAGUUACAUUGUUCUUAGGAACUGAUAACAUCAGUAUGACACCAUACAUGUAUUGCAAUACAGGGAAGAUAAAUGAUUGCUGCACAGAAAGGGAAGAUUACCAUGUUUGUUUUCAAAAGGAAUGAGACCGUGGGCUGUACUAUUACAGCUCCAUAAGCAAGGAGGUACAAGGUUUUCUGAUUCAUUUGACCAAUAUGUCUCUUACCACCCUACUGCAGCUUAGCCAGAGGUGUUGUUGGGUCUAUGAGAUUUACAGUUUCGAGUUAUUAUUUCCCCAUGACUUAUGUACAGGGGUCUGUUUACUGGGUAACGUUGAACAUUUCUCAAAAUUAAGAAAUAAUCGUAUUGCUUUUGCUACUGUUGUUAAUGAGCUGCUGUUUAUUUUCCUGUGAAGCACAUUUCCAUCCACCAACAUAUUAUUUUUGGCAGGUCCAUUUUUUUUUUUAUUGUUUUCUUGUAUUUACUUAGGACUUCUGUGGUUGAUAAGAUGGUCAUUGGAGUCUAAUUACUUGAUGAGUAGCAGCGGCUAUGAUAAUAAUAAUGGUGAUGAUAAUUAUGGCACGUCUUUAAUCCUGUCUCUCUGCCUUGCUGAUUGCACUGGCAGGCCUUAACAUUCCAGUCCUUGAGCUUUGCCUAUAUUCUGAAGGUCCUCUCUGCUUUACUGAUACAUUACACAUGCCUUUUACUCUAUCAGCUCGUUCUAGGUCUCAGCUGAAUAUGAAUUAGCCUGAGCACAAGGAUAGCAGUGUUACCUUUUUAAGGUGUGGAUUGUGCAUCACCUAUUUUCAGUUUGUCGGUACAGUACUGAGCGAAACAUACAGCUGAGUAUUGUGAGAAUAUGUCUUUAGUGCUUGACUUUGUUCAGGUGAACGGUACUGUUAUUUUAUUGUUUUCACACGCAAGCUUCCUUAACAUAGGUACAUGUGUUUGACUUUUGUCCCUUAUGUUUUAUUGCUGUCGGCCAGAGGUCAUGGUUGUUUGUCUGUAUUUUUCAAGAAAAAAACAUAGCUAAUUUUGGAUGCCUCAGACAGACUGUAACAGUGUAUUUUUUCAGUAUUUUAAUAGAUGCUUGAAUAGUAUUCGGUCAUUCAUGCACUCAAACCAAAACUGUUCAGUUAAUAUGGUAAAGUGUUCUCAUUUGUUGCAUGCACAAAGUCACUAUGGAGAGGUUACAUGUUCACAUACCUUGAUGUUCUGGUCAUCUUGUAUAAUCUUUUAACCAGAGAUAAGGUCGUUGGCUUUCAAUUUGAAACUUCAGAUUGCAUCAUAUUUCAACAUGUAUGCAACUUAAUGGUGACCAAUACAAGAGCGUCAUUGUGAAAGUUAAACAAAUCUAAGCAAGUACUGUCAGAUUCACUUUUAAUAAUGGUACUUUAAUUUAAUCUGCUGUCCAUGCUACUACAAGAAAGUGUUAGGUGUGUUUUGAGUACAGGUACCUACAGUGUAUGAGAGAUCUAUUAACUGUGAACCGAGUUGGGCAUUUUAACAGAAUAGAGCUGUUAGUCUACAUUAAUCCAAAGGGAAAAUGAGGGCUCAAAGUUUGUCAUUUAUUUUAUCAGUGUUAAUUUUUUAUGGGUUAAGCUGAGUAGUCUCCUUACUGUAACAUCAUUUUCUACCCUGUUAAGAUAAUGUAUCCUUCCACAGCCUCACCCUGAAUUUUAACACGAUACCUGAGAAUCAGUUAAUCUCUAUUAUAAGCUAGUCUGGUGAUAACCAAUGUUGCUCUCAUGAUGCUGUCUUUUGUCACUGUAAACAAGUUUAAUGUCAGAUUUUUUUUUAAGUUUAUGUUGCAUUAAUAUUCAGGAAUGUAAAACUACUUUCUUUGGGCUAAACAUAUUAAUGGCUUAUGUAAAUUACAAAGGGUAUUCAUUUUAUAAUACCCUACAAAGUGACACUGAAGAUGUAUUUCACUCACCCCAGCCUUCACCCCAUGAUUGUGCUUUAAGCAGUGUGAAGUUAGGCUAUGUAUCCUAAUUAUGUUGUGGAUCAGUAUACACCAUCCUGAAGUCCUCUUUUUGCACUAUGGAGGAUGAGACUGGCUGUGUCAACAGACUGGCAUAGUUGUGAAUACUGUCCAAUCAGCGAAAAUAAAACAUGCGACAUACCAAAUGCAGAAA